CCGGAUAUUAGGCGAGCCGGGCCCCUGGGUUGCCAGCUCCGCGGACGAGUCACUCACUUCCCCCUACCACUCGAUCCGGCGCCAGCUUGUGUGCCUUCUCUUUUGUUCCCUGUCCCCUUCCAUUCUCCUUUCCCGCAUAUUGGCCAGGGGCACCUUUCCCUUUCUCCUCCGGGGCACACCCUCUUUCCAUCGCCACAGCCAUGUCGAUGGGCUUUGCCGGCCCGCCGGUGGCCGUGUCAGCCUCCUCGGCUGACAUCGGUGUCGAGGACAUGAUCCACCUGCCUGUCUUGUCGGAGGCGUCCAUCUUGGAGAAUCUGCGCGAGCGCUUCGUCCGGGGCUUUAUCUAUACCUACACCGGGUCCAUCCUGGUGGCCGCCAACCCGUACAAGUGGCUGCCCAUCUACGAGGAGCCGGUCAUCCGCGAGUACCAGGCCGGCGAGCAGUCGAAGCUGCCGCCGCACAUCUUUGCCAUCGCGCAGGCCACCUACCGCGGUCUGUGCCAGGGGCUGCUUGACGGCGCCAAUGCCAACCAGGCGGUGGUCAUCUCCGGCGAGUCGGGCGCCGGCAAGACCGAGUCGACCAAGCUCAUCCUCCGCUAUCUCACGGCGGUGACGUCCAAUGACGACUGGGUGGAGCAGCAAAUCAUGGAGGCCAACACCGUGCUGGAGUCCUUCGGCAAUGCCAAGACCGUGCGCAACAACAACUCCUCGCGCUUCGGCAAGUUCAUCCAGGUGCACUUCGACCGGGCGGCGCGAAUUGUCGGCGCGUCGGUGGACAAUUAUCUGCUGGAGAAGUCGCGCGUGGUGCUGCAGUCGGCGGACGAGCGGUCGUACCACAUCUUCUACGAGCUGUGCGCCGGUGCCUCGGAUGAGGAGCGCGCGGAGCUGCACAUCGGCCAGGCCGAGGAGUAUCGCUACCUGUCGCAGUCCGGGUGCACCACCAUCGAGGGGCAUGACGAUGCGCGUGGGCUGGAGGCCCUGCGCAUUGCCCUCAUGGUCUUGGGGAUGGAGCCGGACACGAUCCGGGCCGUGUUUGCGGUGCUGUCGGCCAUCUUGCACUUGGGCAAUGUGGAGUUCGGCGAGCCGGAGGGCGGCACCUCGGCCGUCGGUGCCGAGGGGUCGGUGAUCCUCAACAUGCCGGUGGUGGCCCUGGUGGCCGGGCUGCUGGGCGUGGAGGCCGAGUCGCUGGCGGAGUCGCUGCUCUUCCGGUCGAUCAUUGUGCGCGGCGAGCAGAGCAAGAUCCCCCUGCGCGGGGACCAGCCGCAGGUCAGUCGCGAUGCCGUGUCCAAGGCCCUGUACAGCCGGCUGUUUGACUGGCUGACGGCCUACAUCAACCGGUCCAUUUCGCCGGGGGCCCGGCAGGCGGCGGCGGCGGCGGCGGCGUCGGCGGCCGGCUCGAUGCCGACCGCCGUCGGCGGCCGCGGCCUGUCGGUGGACACCCAAGCCGCCGGGGGCCCCGGCGAGGCGGGGGCCCCGGCCGCCGACACGCACUUCAUCGGUGUGUUGGACAUCUUCGGGUUCGAGCACUUCACGCGGAAUUCCUUCGAGCAAUUUUGCAUCAACCUGGCCAAUGAGAAGCUGCAUGGGUUCUUCACGGAUUACAUCUUCCGUCUGGAGCAGGCGGAAUACUCGCAGGAGGGUGUGGUCUGGUCGCAGAUCGACUUCGUGGACAAUGCCCAGUGCAUUGAUCUGUUUGAAAGCCGGCCGGCCGGCCUGUUGGCCCUGCUGGAUGAGGAGUCGCGCUUCCCCCGGGCCACGGAUGCCACGCUGCUGGACAAGUGGAAUGCGGCCCAUGGCGGCCCGACCGGGACCCUGUCCCGGGCGUCGAUGAUGGUGGGCAGCGGCCCGGGCGGCCCGAACCUCGGGCACAUGCACUAUGUCCGGGCGCGGCUGUCGGCCACGGAGUUCGGCAUUGCCCAUUAUGCCGGCGUGGUGACGUACGACAUCGAGGGGUUCUUGGACAAGAACAAGGACGAGGUGUCGGAGAUGGUUUUCGACGUGCUGGCUGCCAGCCGGGUGCCCCUGGUGCGGGACUUGGCUGCCGGCACCCCGGCCGAGCCGGUGUCCUCGGCCCAGGCUCCUCCGACCCCGAGCACGCCGAUGGCCGGCCAGGCGCCCACGGCCCGUCGCCGCAAUACCAUCGCCUCGCACUUCAAGAUGCAACUCAGCUCGCUGGUUGCCACGCUGGCCAACACCUCCGCGCACUAUGUCCGGUGCCUGAAGCCGAACCACGAGAAGUCGGCGCUGCUUUUCGAUGCGGAGCUGGUUGAGGCCCAGCUCCGGUACUCCGGCAUGCUGGAGACCAUCCGCAUCCGUAAGGCCGGGUUCCCGCUGCGGCUGGACUUCGAGACCUUCUGCCGGCGCAUGUGGGCUCUGAUGCCGACGAAGCCCGCCUCGCCGGAGGCCGCGCGGGAUGUGGCCCUGGCCAUCAUCGAGUCCUUCGGGCCGCGACUGGCGAAUGGCCAGCCCGACAUGGAUCAGAUCCAGCUGGGCCUGACGAAGGUCUUCUUCCGCCAUGCAUCGUAUGACACGUUUGCCAGCCAGGCCGAGAGUGCGGAGCGCCGGGCUGCUGCUCGGGUCACCGCCGCGGUGGCCAUGUUCUACCACCGGACGCGGUACCUCCGCGUGGUGGCGGCCGAGCGCGUCAUCAAGGGCAACAUGCGGGUGCAUCUGGCCCGGGUUCGGUUCCUGCGCGCGCGUGCGGCUGCCAUCGUGCUUCAGAGCCACUUCCGGGGGCUGCUCGGCCGCCGGCGCGUGGUGGCCAUCCGCGUGGCGCUGGCCGAGGCGGAGCGCCUGCGCCUGGAGGAGGAGGAGCGCCGCCGUCAGGAGGAGCUUCGCCGUCAGGAGGAGGAGCGUGCUCGUGCGCUGGCCGAGGCCGCCGAGGCCGAGCGCAUCCGCCUGGAGGAGGAGGCCCUGGCCGAGGCUGCUGCCGAGGCCGAGCGCAUUCGUCUGGCCGAGGAGCGCGAGGCGCAGGAGGCCGCCGAGGCCGCGGCCGCCGAGGCCCGCCGCCAGGCUGAGAUUGACGAAAUCCGCGAGAGUGCGCGUGUGAUUGAGCUGGCCCGUCAGGCGACCCAGACUCAGGCCGAAGCGCAGGCCGCCGAGCGCCUGGAGAAGGAGCAGGCCUCCUCGCGCCUGGAGCGCCAGCAGAGCCUGCUGGACCUGGGCGACAUCGACUUCGACAUCGACUUCGAUAUUGACUUCAAUGUGAACGUCAGCCAGCCGGACCUGCCGGCGGCGGUGGCGGCGGCCGAGGCGACCACCGCGCCGGUGACGCCGGGCGCCUUCUCGGACAUCGACCUGGGCGACUUGAUUGCCCUCGCCAACCUGGACGUCACGUCGGUGAAGUAUGCCUCAUCGGAUGAUGUGUCGCGGACGCUGCCGAAGCCGGGGCAGUUCACCCCGGCUCCGGCGGCGGAGGAGAAGGCCCCAGGCGAGGAUAUCCUGUCCGAUCUGCAGGGUGCCUUCGACGAGCUGUUCUCCUUCAUGAACACCAUCGACGGUGUGAGUGCCACGCCGGCGGCGGCUGCCGGCGAAGACGCUCCGGCGGCGACGGCGGCGGCGGCUCCUGCGGCCGUCGCCACUGCCACGGCCGAGGCCGGCACGAAGGUUGUCUCGCCGUUGGAGGCGGCGGUGUCGUCGCUGGCGCCGGUGGCCCCGGCCCCGGCGGCUGCUCCGGCGGCUGCUCCGGCCGCCCCGGCUCCUCCUCCUCGCGCGAAGUUUGCCCCGCUGGAGGAUUUGCAGGCGGCGCAUGAGAAGCGCCGGCAGGCGCUGUUCAGCUCGGCCGGCACCGACUCCUCGUAUGCCUUCGAUGGGUCGGCGUUGGAGUCCUUCCUGAAGAGCCGGGCCCUGGCGGGCGUGCUGCCGGCGGGUGCCCUCUUCCCGGGGGAUGCCGGGUCCGUGGGGUCGCUGGCGGCGGCCGGCAUCCAGGUGACCGAGGCGGACUUGGCAGCCAGCCGGGCCGCCAUCGGGGCCGGGGCCGCCGGCUUUGUCUUCGGCCUGGAGCCAUUGGUCCAGCCGCUGUUGCUGUCGACGGUUGGGCUGGCGGACCAGCCGGCCGGUGAUGCCAUCGGGUCGGAGCUGCUGACCGAGCGCCAGCAGAUGUGCGGUCUGAUGGCGGUGCGGCUGUACCGCCGGGUGUUGGACCUGGCGUCCGGCGUGGCGGCGGGGGUGGUGGCCCUUGUGCGGUCCGCCCCGCCGGGGGCGCCCCCGCGCAGCGUGGACACGGUGCUCGACAAGCCCACGCACAUGGAGGAGACCGCGCAGCUGCUGGGGCUGGUGUGUGGGUCCGGGACCGGGGUUGCCCGGUUCCCGGAGCUGCGCGACGAGCUGGUGGCCCAGCUGGUCCGGCUGACGCGCGUGUCCGGCAAUGUUGGCGGGGAGAAUGCGGCCCUUUCGGCCGCCUGGCUGGCGGAGGGGCUGUCGCGCGCGGGCCAGGCCCCGGCGUCGGCCGAUCAGGCGUCCGACCUGGCCGGGCUCUUCCUGCUGGCCGGGCAGGUGCAGCUGUGGCGUCUGCUGCUCGGUGCGCUGGCGAGCUUUGCCCCGGGGAAGUCCCUUUCGCGGGUGGUGUCGUCGCAUUGCCGGGCCAUCUUCGCCGAGCACGCCAAGCGGGGCUCCCUGCUGGAGGCUUCGGCCGGGGACCCGGAUGCCAAGACCCCUCGGGGGUUGGCCCUGCGUGCGCUGCAUCGGGCCUUGUCGCUGUUGGCUUCCAGCUGCUUGGUGGCGCUGACGGCGCAUUCGCUGCGGGGCGGCCGUGCGGCUCCGCCGGCCAGCGCCGAGCUGAAGGCCCUCUUCCAUGGGCAGCCCUCCAUGGGCCGUGUGCACAUGCCGGAUGGGUCCGGUGUCAAGGCCUUCACAUAUCACCCGUGGACGCUGGUGGGUGAUGCGCUGCGAGCGGUGCUGACGCGUGCCGGGCUGGAGGCCACGCAAUCGGCGGCCGAGGGCGCCUGGAGCCUGGCCCUGGUGGCGGAUGUGGAGCCGGCCGAGGCCGAUCGCCUGGCCCUGGAGGCGGCCGUGACGUCGGGGGCCCUGUUGGCGGCGACGGCGGCGGCCGAUGCCGGGGCCUCCGGCCACCAUCACAGCAGCCAGCCGAUGUCGCCGAUGUCGCCCGGUGGCAUGGACACCGGGUCGACGACGUACCGCCUGCUGGCCAGCCAGCCGCAGGCCUUCCUCUCGACCUUGGGCUAUGUGGCCGAUGUGCGGGAGAUGCUGCCGGGCGGGAUGUCGCCAUCGGCGUUCAUCGCGCCCCGCGGCCCGGUCGACCCGAAGGCCACCUCCAAGGGGACGAUGAUGGCGGCCGGGGGGAUGGCCCUGCCGGGGGGCUGUCGGCUGGAGCUUCGGCUGCGGCACUUCCGCGCGCCGUAUGCCAUUCCCGAGGACCCGGUGGUGUUGCAGCUGCUCUUCUCGCACCUGCAGCGGGCCCUGGUGUCCGGGGAGCUGGCGGUGCCCUACCAUUCGACCUUGGUGCGCCUGGUGGCCUUCGCUCGUCAGGCGGAUGUCCUGGGCACCGGUGGCUCCGGUGUCGUUGGCUCGGCCGGCGACGGCGCGUCGGCUGGCGGGUCGCUGGUCGGCGGUGCCGAGUGGCAUGACAAGGUGGAGCUCCAGUGUCUGGAGACCCUGAUCCCCGGGCAUCUGCUGGAUGUGGCGCCGAGCUUGACCGGAGCCACGUCGAGCGGCGGCAAGGGGGCCUCCUCCGGAUCGUCCUCCUCCUCCUCCUCCUCCUCCUCGAGCAAGCAGUCUCCCCGGCAGCAGUGGCUUGCCGCGGUUCGGGUGGCGGCCUCGCAUUUGACCGGGACCUCGGCCAUCCGGGCCAAGGUGCUGUUUGUGGAGACGUGUCGCGAGUUGCCGGGCUACGGUGCGCACCAGUACCGGGCGCAGUUCACCGGCGGCGCGUGGCCGUAUGCCGCGUCGCCGGACACCUGGAUCGCCAUCCGGGCCUUGGAUGGCGUGACAUGGCUGCAUGGGCGUACUCGGCUGCCGGUGCGGUCGGCCAUUGCCUGGGGCCGGAUCCGCAAGGUGGUGGUCGACCCGAGUGCGGGCGUGGUGAGCUUCCACCUGCGCGGACCGGCCGAGGCCGGGUCCGAGGCCGGUGGGGUGCCGGCCACGCCGGACACCCCGGGCCUGCCGACCCCCGGCGGAGCUGGCGCCGCGUCGUCCAACAUCGAGCUGUCGCAGGCGGACUUCGUGUGCCCGGCCUACGAGCAGCUGGUGGCUUCGCUGAAGCAGCUGGCUCCGGAGGGCAUCUUCAUCGAAGUGGAGUAUCUGGAUGCUGAUGGCGAGGCCGUGGUGUCUGGGACAGGUGCCACCCCAGCCGGUGCGACUGGCGGUCCGGCCGGCGCUGGCGCCUCCCUGUCGGAGUCUCUGCAUGCGGAGUUGCAGUCGGCCCGCCGGCGUCUGGAAUCGUCCGGGGUGCUGCGAGUCCCCGGGCCCGCGCACCAGGCUGGCCUGGCCCCGACGCAGGCCGUCACCGACUUCAAGGCCACUUGCGCCGGGCUGAACAUCAGCCUGGAGGAGGGUCUGGGCUUGAAGGCGUCCGGCGCGGUGCUGGCAGCCCGCCAGGCGGCCGCCUCGGCCGUCACCUCCAUGUCCUCGCAGGAUGGGGCUGACGGUGAUUCCGGUCGGUCGUCGCUGCUUGGGCGGUUCAAGGGCCGGCGCAAGGCGGCCCCGCCGCCGGCGCUGAGCAUCAACACCGGCGUCGGUGGCGGGUCCUCGGGAAGUGGCUUCCCGGGGCUGGCGACGCCGGUCGGCGGCGCGUACUCCGUGGCGGACUGGCGCUUUGGCCGGUACCGGACGAAUGCGCCGCUGCUGGCAUUGCCGCCGGGCUUCGGCCGGCUGGCCGAGGUGGCGGACUUGUCGCUGCGCGUGCAGGCCGGUGUCCUGCUGUAUGUCGGGCUGAUGACGGUGUCGGACCCGGCGCUGGGCUUCCUGUCGGGAGUGGUGGCCGCCAGCAGCAGCCAUGGCUCGAGCGGUGGUGGCGGUGCCGGCGGCUCGGGCAGCGGUGCCGGCGGCUCGGGCAACCACUCGUCCGGUGCCGGUGGCUCGUCUGCCGGUGCCGGCGGCAAGGGCGGUGCGGCUGCACUGACGGCAGCCGCCCUGGAGGAGGAUGGCGUGGCCCACUCGCUCCUGGUGCAGGACAUCCUGCGCGUGGCCAUUGACAGCCCGCCGGUGCGGGAUGAGCUGUACCUGCUGCUGGUGCGGCUGACCUCGCCGGCGGUGCAUGAGCCGGCCACCACACAGGCCCAGGCCCAGUCGGAUGCCGGGCGUCUGAUGGCCGCCUGGCGUCUGCUGUCCACGGUGGCCUGGGUGUGCCCUCCGAACACGACCGAGGUCUUGGGGCUGGUGAAGGCCCACUUGGCCUUCUUCGCGCACUCGGCCGCUUUUGAUGUGCUUCUGGCCCUGGAGGAGGCCACGGCCGGGCAGGGGGUCGAUGCGGGGUCCUCCGGGUCCGGUGCUUCGGGCCUGCCGGCGGCGCUCCUCUCCCCGGGGGCGGCCUCCUCCGGGGGUGGGGGCUCGUCGGCGGUGGUGGCCGACGGUCGCAAGUCGUCCUCCAGCAAGCGCCAUGGCGGCAAGCGCGCCCUGACCUCGGCCCUGCGGAGCCUGGAUCGCGAGGAGGUGUCGGCCUUUGCGCGGUUCUGCCAGCGCGGCGUGGCGGCCCUGGUGCCGGGUGGCGCCGGGCUGCCGACAUGCAGCGCGGCCUACCAGCUGGCCGGCAAGUCGGCCCCGGCCCCGGCGCCGGUGGCUCGCGUCCAUCCGCCCAGCGCCACGGAGAUCGCCUGCUCGGGCGGUCGCCGGGGCAUGUUCGCGCGCAUCGAAUUCCCCGAUGGCCAGUCUCGUGCGUUGGUGUUCGAGCCGACGGCCACCGCGUCGGAGGUCCUGGAGCAGGCCCUGUCGCGCAUUGGCAUCUCCUUCGAGGAGUCGCUGGUGCCGGCGGCCGCGCCGGGGGAGGACAGCGUGGCGGAUGCCGGGGCUGCCGGGCUCCGGCAUUCGGCAUACGCCCUGUACGAGGUGUUCCCCGGUGAGGGGGUCGACCGGGCGGUGGAUCCGGCGGUGGUCUUCGCCGAUGUGGUGUACCACUGGUCCAAGGCCUCGCGGCGGGCGGCUGCCGAGGGGGCUGUCGGUGGGGCGGCCGGCGGUGGCCCGGCGGCCGGCGGGCCGGCCAGCCAGCGGCGCUUGACGUCGGCCGUGGCCAAGGUGGCACAGGGUGCCGGCGCGACCGCCGCGCCGAAGGCCGUGCGCUUUGUGGUUCGCCGGCGGCUGUACCCGCGCGGGCUGCUGCAGGCGGCCUGCGAGGCAUCGACCCCGGUGUCGGCCGUGGAGCGGGAGAUCCUGGUGCACCAGCUGUCGGCGGACAUCCGCCAAGAUCGGUUCCCGAUUACCGGCGGGUCGGAUGAGCUGGCCGAUGCCCUGACGGCGGCGGCCAUCCGGUCGCAAAUUGAUGCCGGGACGCCGGGCGAGUAUCCGGCCGAUGGGCAGCUCUAUGCGACGGCCCUGCGGCGGUAUGUGCCGAAGCAUUUGCAGUCGCGCGCGGAGCCGGGCCGCAUUGCGGCCCUGCACCAGGGCCUGGCCGGGGUGUCGCGCGAGGCGGCCGUCAGCCGGUACCUGUCCCAUGCGCUGGAUUGCUGGUCGCUGGCCGGAGCCACGGUCUUCCCGGUGUUGCAGUCGUACACCACCUCGCUGCCGACGCACUUGUGGAUUGCGCUGCACCAUUCCGGCAUCUACCUGGGUGCCCGGCGCUCGCGGACCAGCCUCGUCACCAUUCGCUACUCGGCGGUCAAGGCGUGCGCCCCGGCCAGCAAGCACAUCCUGCUGGUCGCCGGGGAGUGCGACUUUGGCAACAAGUUCGCCCCGCCGCCGCCGAUGGCCGGUGGCGCGGCCGCUCCUGCUGCUGCUGCGCCCUCUGCCGCCUCCUCGGCGUCGAGCAAGUUCGUCUUCAACACCGAGGAUGGGGCCAUCAUCGCGGGGCUCAUUCGGGACUAUGCGGCCGGCUGGAAUGUGGCCUUGCGCCAGGAGAAUGAGUCGGCCGCCGUCGGCCUGGGGAGCCUGCGCGCUCGCCAUGCCUCGGUGGCCUCGCUGUCGGGCGGCUUCUAA
This is a messenger RNA of Fonticula alba, 9083 nucleotides long. RefSeq lists its product as hypothetical. The record is from RefSeq and is a predicted model, not a curated record. Gene Ontology annotation, cellular component: vesicle; myosin complex; cytoplasm. Gene Ontology annotation, molecular function: actin filament binding; microfilament motor activity; ATP binding. The transcript is spliced from 9 exons. Bases 201 to 9083 code for a protein of 2960 amino acids. NCBI's taxonomy places the organism in Eukaryota, Rotosphaerida, Fonticulaceae. Gene Ontology annotation, biological process: vesicle transport along actin filament; actin filament organization.